This is a messenger RNA of Carassius carassius (crucian carp), 2297 nucleotides long. RefSeq names its product isocitrate dehydrogenase [NAD] subunit gamma, mitochondrial-like. Gene Ontology annotation, molecular function: NAD binding; magnesium ion binding; oxidoreductase activity, acting on the CH-OH group of donors, NAD or NADP as acceptor. Lineage: Eukaryota; Metazoa; Chordata; Actinopteri; Cypriniformes; Cyprinidae. Gene Ontology annotation, cellular component: mitochondrion. The transcript is spliced from 14 exons. Gene Ontology annotation, biological process: isocitrate metabolic process; tricarboxylic acid cycle. The coding region runs from base 53 to 1228 and encodes 391 amino acids. The record is from RefSeq and is a predicted model, not a curated record.
CUCCACUGGUCGGUGUUUAGUCCGGAAUAGAACGCACACGCAUACUACUGUCAUGAUGGCCACUCUAACUAAAGCUGUAAAACCAAUCUUGGGAAGGCAGUUGGGAAAUACAGCAAAGGUCUUUGGCGCAGCAGUUAACAGUCAAAGAGGAAAACCUACAUACACAGGACAAAUCAUACCUCCUCCCGCCAAGUAUGGAGGCCGGCAUACUGUAGCAUUGAUUCCUGGAGAUGGGAUUGGACCCGAACUGCUUAACCAUGUGCGGGAGCUCUUCAGGUUCAGCUGUGUUCCUGUGGACUUUGAGGUGGUGCACGUAAAUUCUUCAUCUACCAGUGAGGACGACAUCAACAAUGCCAUUAUGGCCGUUCGCCGCAAUGGAGUUGCUCUUAAGGGUAAUAUUGAGACCCAACACACAAUGCCCCCUAACCACAAGUCACGAAACAAUCUUCUACGCACGAGUCUGGAUUUGUUUGCCAAUAUGAUGCACUGCCAGUCACUUCCUGGAGUCCAGACGCGCCACAAAAACAUCGACAUCAUCAUCAUCAGAGAAAACACAGAGGGCGAGUACAGCAGUCUGGAGCAUGAGAGUGUACCAGGAGUUGUAGAGUGUCUAAAAAUCAUUACACGGAACAACUCCCUCCGCAUCGCUGACUAUGCCUUCAAACUGGCCCGAGAGAAAGGUCGCCGCAGGGUCACAGCUGUCCACAAGGCUAACAUCAUGAAGCUGGGAGACGGGCUGUUCUUGCAAUGCUGUAAAGAGGUGGCCUCUGGAUACCCAGACAUUGAGUUUGAUAGUAUGAUUGUAGACAACACCACCAUGCAGCUUGUUUCCAAGCCCCAGCAGUUUGAUGUCAUGUUGAUGCCUAAUCUCUAUGGAAAUGUGGUCAGCAAUGUGUGUGCGGGGCUGGUGGGUGGACCCGGUCUUGUUCCUGGUGCCAACUAUGGGCGAGACUACGCUGUGUUUGAAACGGGCACCAGGAAUACAGGAAAGAGCAUUGCCAACAGGAACAUCGCCAACCCCACUGCCAUGCUGCUUGCCAGCUGCCUCAUGUUAGAUCAUCUCAAACUUCAUGACUAUGCCAACAUGAUCCGAGGUGCGAUUCUCACCACCAUGAAUGAGACCAGGUUGCACACAGCUGACAUUGGGGGUCAGGGCACUACCUCAGAAGUGGUUCAGUCUAUCAUGAGGAUCAUCCAGAGCGGCGGCCCCCGCACCACUGAGAUCUAAACGGAGUCAGCGUCACUCCACCGCUCUGACACAUCAGCUUCUUAAGGAAAUCUGCGCUUCAUUAGAUGUCUCAGUAACGUUGCUUUCACUUUAGACGAGAGAUUUAUUCCUGAAUCAUGCAGCUUUUAUGGGGAUCAGGAGUGGAGAUGGUAUCACAUGAAAUACAACAUACUUCAGCUUUGUGAUUGUGCUGCUUCUUGGGCAUAGUGGUCUUUUCAUGGGAACUGCAGUGUUUUCAGAUUUAUCGUAUUGUAUCUAAAAGAUUAUAUUAAUGUUAUGCUAAUACAGUAUUUAUGAUGAGGGCCUGGCGUUGGAUUUGUGUUUCUGCUGCUCAGUUGCAUUCCACGUUUUAUCCAUUCUUGUCAUGUUAUCCUCAAGGACAACAUAUUCAUUUUGGGUUUAUACCUUUUGGGUUUGCUUUAUUGGCCCUGAACAAAUCUCCAGCUGUCCAUUUACAUAAUUAUACUUGUAGGAACUACAGCAUUUUACUUGUUUAUCUGCCUUUAACAUUUGGGUGUUUAAAUGGACUUCAUAUUAUGGAUAUCCAUGAGAUGAUAUUUUAUUUUAGGCUUUUGUGCUGUGUUAUUAUUUACUUAAUGUUGGUCUCAUGUUGCAUCAGUUGGUCUGGACCUUUAUGUUCCUGUAUUGUCUUGUGAUAUGCAGUGCUUAACAGCAUGUGAUCAGUCUGGAUCUGUCACUGUCAUCUUUUGAGUUAAACAUGCACAUUUUCCAUCAUGUCUUGUAAAGCAGUGGUUCUCAAACUUUUUGACUCCAAGGCUUCCAUUUUCAGUUUCUACCUGAUAAAAUAUAUUAAAGCUUGGCGUAACUAUGUACAGUCAAUAUAAAUGUAGUUUUUGUUUUGUUUUGAAUUUACAUGGCUUUUCCAGGUCUAGAAACCACACUUUUAAAAUUAAAUUAAAACUUAAAUUUAAUCCAUUUUAAGUCAUCUAAGUCAUUUCUUGGUUGAGAAUCACUGCUCUAAGGGGUUCACAUCUAGACUGUUGCACAAAUCCUCAAUGGCUCACCGGUAAUCCAGAGACAUAAUGAAUAAAAUGUUUGUCCUAUUUAA